Python bivittatus (Burmese python) is the source of this 2113-nucleotide messenger RNA. The record is from RefSeq and is a predicted model, not a curated record. Lineage: Eukaryota; Metazoa; Chordata; Lepidosauria; Squamata; Pythonidae.
CCUAUGUGUUGACUAAUAAUGGGAACUCAGGAAGUUGGACAGAAAGAUGCUUGCUACAUGACUCGUUUCAGGAGCUGGAGAUGCCUGAUAUAAUAGAUAAAGUGUGUCCUCUACUACAGAAUGAUGUUCAUCCCCAUUUAAUGCCCAGGUAAACUAGAUGAGUAAGACAUGAUUUCUGACAAUGUCUUAUUUUUUUGAACAGGCAGAGACCUUCCAUGUAGAUUUGUUGCAGCACAUGGAGAAAAACACCAAGCUGGAUGUACAGUUCAUUAAUGAUAGUCGCCAACGAUAUGAGAAGGAAUACCGGCGCAGAAUAGCCAGCAUAGAUAAAUGCAUGAUGGAUCUGCGGAGAAUGGAGAAGAGUCGAGAGAAGAAUGCCUGGGAGAUGAAGGAUAACAUGAUGCGCUUGAAUACCGAGAUGCAAGUUUUCAUCACUGAGAGCCAACAGGCUGCUGAACUGGAGGAGAAGCGCCGGUAUCGCUUCUUGGCUGAGAAGCAGCAGUUAUUCUCCAAUACCCUUCUCCAGUUCUACACCAAAGCUCGGACCCUCAUCCUGAACAAGGCACCACUGUGGAAAGAGGAAUUGGAGGCCUCCCACAAUCCUGUGCAGAAUGUGCUCAACACCCCACCCAGCCAGAGACACUCAUCUGGCCGCCUUACUCCUACUCACUUUGACAAAUUUCAGAGGCCUCCAAGUGAUUUUGGUUCACUUAUGGCAGGACAGAGCUCCAGCCUCUUCUCCCAGGAGACUCUACGGAUGUUGCCAACCUCUCAGCCAGAAACAAAAAGGAAACCAAUGCCAAGAACUCCUUCCGUUGGCUCAGCCUCCCCUGGCCUUUCUCGCUCCAGCUCCUUUGGAGAGCAAGCAGCACGAAGGACAGAUGCUGCUGGUAAAGAGGGAAACAGCAGCAGUCUGCAGAGGGUGCAAGCAAUUGUGUCUCAUGUCGCGGGUUCAAACCAGACGCUUUUGCAAUUCAGUGCUGGAGACGUGGUCACUGUGCUGAUACCAGAAGCUCAGAACGGUUGGCUGUACGGCAAGGUGGAAGGUACAUCAAUGAGUGGCUGGUUUCCUGAAGCUUUUGUAAAGUCUUUUCAGGAGUCAACCUCCAGAGGUUUCCCCCUGAGGAGCAGUCAUAGUGUGGACAAUCUUCUAGAUCAGUCUACUUCUCCAGUGCCAGAUAAUUAUUGGCAGAAAUCCAGCAGGCCUCACUCUCCAGUCCCUUCUCCAGCUUUGGUGCGAGCAGGCAGCCUUCAAAACAGCAAAGUUAAUGCUACAAGUCCCAGCAUGGACUCCAAGAAGCCAGCAAGGUGGGAUCAUCCUCCAGAACUUUUCCCCAGAGGUACCAACCCAUUUGCCACUGUCAAGCUGCGCCCAACAGUGACCAAUGAUCGAUCAGCACCUGUCAUCCGAUGAAAAUAAUCUACAAAUUUGCGUGGGUGGGUGGUGGCUCCAGGAACUGAAGAGGACACUCUUUCUUAUUUCUCGGUAUUAUUUCUCCCAAAGUGGGCUCAGCUGAGCAGAGAACAGCUGUUGCCUCUUAUUUCCUCCACUUGCUAUGUCACAAUGAACAUAGGUCCCCAGGUUAUUUUAUCAAGUCACAAUGGCAGGCAUGGACAAUCCAAGACCUGUUGCUCAUCUUUUCUCCCUUCUCCUUCUCCUUCUCCUUGUCUCCAAAAAUCACACAACUCAAAUACAAUAACAAAUUGCCAAGCAACAAAGGAAUUCUUUUCUGCCAUUGGAGGGAGCAUGUGGGAGUGACAUUGGAAAUGAUGUGUCAUCUAUCUUGUCAGACUUGGAUCUGCCCCAAUAUAGAUCACAGCCAUCUCCCCAAAUAAAAAUAAGAAGCUGUAGUUCCAGGUGCAGAAAGGUUGAUAUCUCUGUCUACAACCUGAUGUUUUAUAUCUCUGCAUUAAGUAAACUUUUUUCUCAUUUCUAAUGCAUAGCCUGCCAUUCAGUUUGCCCAGGUUCUGCUCUGUUGUCUAGGAAUAUCUGUGAGCAAUUAAAUAUUUCCCAACCCCACCACACAUUCCUUGUCUGUGGAGUCCCUGGUGCUCUCUGAGCUUGGUUGUUUGCUUGCAGACAUUUCAUUACCUGACUAGGUAACAUCAUCUG